This is a messenger RNA of Umbelopsis ramanniana AG, 728 nucleotides long. RefSeq lists its product as uncharacterized. The record is from RefSeq and is a predicted model, not a curated record. The transcript is spliced from 3 exons. The coding region runs from base 12 to 665 and encodes 217 amino acids. Lineage: Eukaryota; Fungi; Mucoromycota; Umbelopsidomycetes; Umbelopsidales; Umbelopsidaceae.
GCCAGAGAUUCAUGCGUACGCCUCCCGCUACCAUGUCGUCUACCAUCAAUCCUCGUGUGAUUCUUUUUUCACUUAUAUUCACCAAACUCGCCUUUGACCGCAUAUGCUAUCUAGCAAGUCUGGUAAACCCUUCUGCCGACCCGCAAGCUCCCAUUCUCGAUGUUUUGGAAUAUGGCCACCCUAGCUCGGGCGACGAAAUAUACAAGAUGAUUUCGUCUUAUGGACCAAAAGGCAGACAGGCUUACCUCAGUCUGUCACUGUUCGACACGGGAUUUGUGCUAAUUAGAGUUAUUCCUCUAUGUGUAUUUGCCCAAUGGGCAUAUAACAAAUACCCUCGCAUUGCCAACCCAUUAAUCUACUUUUUCGCUGCCGCCUCUGUUUGGGAGGUUCUGGAAAACGCAAUGGUAUGGUUUGUUGUAAAGCAAUUCCCCAGACGCUAUGACGGAAUUGCAUCUCUUUUGGUUCAUUGGAUCUCUAUCAAGUGGUAUACACUGUAUGUAACUUGCGCAUCGCUCGCUAUUGGUGUCCUCGUUGGUAUCUACCAUUCCUUCCACGCCCUUUUGGCCGACAGUGUUUUGAUGGACAAGGACCGCACAAACCCUAAGCCUGUGGUCAAAAGACCUGUAGCUGGAGGUAGCGCACAGAGAUCCAAGAAAGCAGAUUAGACGGACGGAAUUGAUAGCUAGCAACAUGUUAAAUAGUUUGGGAGGAAGGGGAGGGGGGUUUUA